AGAGAGGUGGAAUGCUGUAAAACACAUAAUUUUAGGUGACUGGCCUAACAGAACAAUACUUACAGAAAAAUAGGUCAGCAAGUCCGCCGGAGGAGCAUCAGCAGGAAUAUAUGCAAAAGAUCUGCCGUUAUCAAGACUUCUAUGGCCAAUGAACAAUCCUUGACGGAUAAGCGGCGUUGAAUGUCUAGUAGAUGCUUAUCCACUGUCCUGCUGAUAUCAGUCACACCUAUGUUCUGCAGGUUGUCUUUUACUGAAACAUCACGAAAAGAUAUCCACAUUUUGGUAAGGGAUCUUAUAAUUUCAUAACGUGAUAGGUGACCACGACAAAGCCAUGUCGAAAGACGAAGAAGCUGGAUGUAAAUUGAACUCUACAUUUAAACAUAAAGAACGGAAGCCCAAAAAACCUCAUUAUAUCCCGAGACCGUGGGGGAAGCCAUAUAACUACAAAUGUUUUCAGUGCCCCUUCACUUGUAUGGAAAAAUCACACUUGUACAAUCACAUGAAAUACAGCCUGUGCAAGAACUCCCUGUCACUUCUUAUUGAGUCCGAUUGGCCCUACAAAAAGAACGGUUUUCUUGUCCCAGAAAUGAACCUACAUGAAACACAUUCAGAAGGAAAUGCAGACAAGCAAGAGGCUUGUGACUCCACUGGAGUAUCAACCAAGGCUAGACCGGCUGGUGAGAAGAUGCCUUCUGAAAUUCAGAGAUUCCUAGAAGAGGAUGAUGAAAGACCAGAAGCAGAAGAGGAAGUAGUGGGCCAGAGUCUGAAAGAGAAAAGCAAGAACACUCCAUCUUCACAUACAACUGUGAGCAAAAAUGAGACUGGAUUAAAAGGCAAAAGAGAGACAGUGAGCAAAGAUGGAGAACCAGAGUUUAUCAUCACUGAUGUGUUCUCCUUAGAGGGACACUGUGAGAAGGAGCGAGAGGAACAGAGAUUUGUCAAGGCAACUCGGAAAACCUCAAGCAAUCUUGGAGGAUCUCGGGGGGAUCAGUGGAAGUUAUUGAACAGUACACUUAAGAAAGCUGGAGCAGACACGCCAGUUGCAUGCAAUGGAACCAACAUCAUUCCUUGUUACCCACCACCAACCUAUUCAGACUACCAAGAACAUCAGGGUCUUUCACUUUUGGGUCUUAAUUAUCCACUAAACACCAACCUGUUCUCAUAUCUGAAUCCCACCAUGACAAGUGGUACAGCCCAGCUUCCUUUUCUAGCUUCCACAGCUCAGCUUAUGCAUACUCCACAUUCCACUCACUACCAGGCUUUACAAAACACAGAAAGAACAUCAUUCCUACCUCGGUUCUACUAUCCCUUAUUGUUUGAACAUGCAUUUAACACUGAUCCCAAACCAACCACAGGCAAACCAACGAACCAAGGUCAACCAAACACAUUUAUUGGUACUCCAAAACCAAAGACACUUGGAGAGCCUCUAAAGACCAGCUCACUCAAGUCAGAAGAAGGCAAAACCAAUAUUUCUUGGGUACCUAGAGACAAGUUGCAAAAUCAAACAUUAGCUCAUAAUAAACCAGAAGGAGAAGGAAAAUGGCUUCCUCAGACAGUAAGAGACAUCAUUCAACAUCAGAAGGAAAUUCUAGGAGCUUAUGGGGUUCAAGCCUCCAGAAAGAAUGAGUUCUCUACACAAAAUGGUAAUGGUGAGGUGUCUCUCUGGGAAAAAACAAGUCCUUCAAGAUGUGUGAAGAGGAAGUCUUGGUUGGACAGAGAUGGACCCAAUGUAGUGAGUGAACAGACGUCAUCUUCAAUGGAAGGCGAACAAAAUUCCCAUAACAGCACACGUUCUCCCAUAACAUCUCCUGAUCUCUGGAGUGAGAAGAGUCCCAUUUUAGAUGUGACUACCUGCAAGAGAAGAAGACAAUCUGAGCCUUGCAGUGAAAAGUCAGAGCCGAUGGUUGUCAAUGCAUCUCUGCUCAUUGGGGACCUCUCAAGAACCCUGGAGGAAUAUGGAAAAGUGGAGAAGAAGUUGGCAAACCUAUCAUCUGAAGACAGUGGUCGACAGAAGACUCUGGGAGAACAGCUUGGUAAGAUACGACUGGAGCUCCUUCAUAUCCACCAGGCUUUAGAGAAAGCUUCAUGCUCAACUGAUGGACCAUUAGACUUGUCUAUAAAGAGGACAGAAGAUAUGGAUAAAGAAGAUCCAGAAAAGAUUCCACUGAGAGAAGAUCCACAAACAUCUUCAGCCCUUGAAUGCCCACCCAAACAGAUGGUGAAAGUAGAACUGUUGCCACCAGAGUUGGCGACUUGUUAUGCCCGUCCCACCAAGUGUGAAGCAGACUCGAGCGUGCUACUCUGCCCAGAUGGAAGAAUGGGGAGCACUGGGCUUGCCCAGACACACAUAGCUCUUCAAGAGGAGGGGGGAGGUGUUGGAUUCGGAAGAAACCGGCUGCAAAUGGAGAACAUUUGAGGUCAACUACAGUGAUCUUCAUACACUUAACCUGUGAAGCUUUCCACCUAUAGACAUUACAUGUGGCAGUUCAGCAGAGCCGCACUACUAGGUCCACAUGAGUAAAACAUUCAGCCACCUCACUGUGACAGAUUUCUAGAACACUGUGUCAUGUUGCCCGGCAAACGUUCUGGAGACUAUUCCUUUUUCCCCCCGGGAGAGACUGUUUCCUAAUGAUAGCACCAACUUUUACAGUCUAGAGUGCACAUAUACCAGUGGUGGCCCCUAUUGGCCUAAUGAGAUAGAGGCCCAAGCUCAGGUUAGCAACACCCCCCUACUCUAUAAGAAAAUAACUUAUGCAAGAAUUUCCUACUUUUCCCAUUGUUAUGCUGCCAUUCAUCACAAGUGAUGGGAAGCGGGGGACAAACAAACCCUCGGUUCUUCUAGGAGGUGUGGUGGCAUAACCCAGCAUCAGGAGACAACCCUACUUUUUGUCUUAGAUGCUUCCUCUUCCCAAUAUACAACCCUGUUUAGAGAUCUUUCCAACCUUCUUGAGGCCUCCUCAGACUUAAAUUCCUCAAGAGCAGACAUGUCCUCUCCGCACAUCUCUCAAGGACACCUAGGUCCAUGAAACGCAGAGAUCCUCCAAUGCAUUGCCAUUACUGUUAUAUUACUGAGCCACACGUGUAAAAAGAUAUUUAUAAUAUGUUGCUCACAACUACAAAAGUACUUUGCUCAUACUGAUAUUUAAUAUUUGUUAGUGAUCUGAUCUAUUAAAGCAGUGAC
Messenger RNA from Bufo gargarizans (Asiatic toad), 3181 nucleotides. RefSeq names its product proline rich 35 (gene PRR35). NCBI's taxonomy places the organism in Eukaryota, Metazoa, Chordata, Amphibia, Anura, Bufonidae. Bases 332 to 2416 code for a protein of 694 amino acids. The transcript is spliced from 4 exons. The record is from RefSeq and is a predicted model, not a curated record.